AUGCUCAAGAUUGGUCAGGUUUAUUCAGCCCAGAAAGCGCAUCGCAAAUCCGUAAUGCAAGCAAUGCACGGUAUCCUCGCUCAGCCAGGUCAGCCCUCGGAUCCGAAUGAUAAAAAGGGAAGACCAUCUGGGACUGACGAUAUAGGAAUGCGAUCCCUGGGUCCCGGAGCGCCCUCCACCGAGUACUUCCCGUUCUACGCUAUGAGCUUGGAAGUGGGCUCGACGAACGCCUUCGCGACUGUGGGUAAGGAAACCCCUGCCUCAACGACAGCAAUCCACGCAGGGAAACAUGACAGUUCGUCGGGACUCAGUACCUACGACCUUGCCAUUGCGCUGCAAUACGGCCAGGGGACUGGUUCGGCACAAUUGGUAAAGUUCAUGAGUGAUCAUGUCAAGAUGGUCCACAGCCCUCCCUACAGGAACUGGAAAUGUAUUCUUAGCGCAGGUACCACUUCAGCCUUUGAAAUCAUUCUCAGAAUGCUAGCAAAACCCGAUGACUACCUAUUGGUCGAGAAGUACACAUACACAACUGUUUUUGAGACAGGUCUUCCUCUCGGAGUCAAGUUCGCCCAAGUACGCACGGACAAAGAUGGUCUCAUGCCCAAUGAUCUGGACGAUAUCCUCACAAACUGGGACGAAACCGUCCGUGGAAGCAAGAAGCCCUCUCUUCUUUACACCAUCCCGACAGGCCAGAACCCUAGUGGAAUAACCCAGCCACUUUCUCGAAGACAGGAGAUCUACCGCAUUGCUCAAAAGCACAACCUAUUCAUCGUGGAAGAUGACCCUUAUUAUUUUAUCCAGCUGGGGUUGUACAAGACGACUAGUCAGGUCACAGAGCCUCCCACAUCAGUAGAAGAUUACGUCAAGACACUGGUCCCUAGCUACCUCAGCAUCGACACCGACGGCCGCGUACUACGCAUGGACUCAUUUUCAAAGAUCAUCGCACCAGGUGCUCGCAUGGGCUGGGUGACGGCGAGUGAGCAGGUCAUUGAGCGAAUGGUGCGCGGACAUGAGGUAUCAGUGCAGAACCCUAGUGGGUUCUCGCAGAUUGCGGUAUUCAAGCUGCUGCAUGAUAGCUGGGGCCAUUUGGGAUUCGUUCAGUGGUUGGCGCAUCUACGAGGGGAGUAUACCAAGAGGCGGGAUGUGCUUUUUGAGGCUUGUGAGCUGUUCUUGCCGAGGGAGAUUUGCAGAUGGGUUCCGUCUACGGCAGGGUUUUUUGCGUGGAUAUCCGUUGAUUGGACAAAGCAUCAUAAGGUUGGGUUGAUGUCUUCGCUGCAGGUCGAAAAGGAGAUACACAGUGCGGCGAUUGACGCUGGCACACUUGUUGUUCCCGGGAGCUGGUUCCUUCCUGACGAGGGAAAGAGUGGGAUGGACGAGGUGUUCUUUCGGAUGACAUAUGCUGCUGCUUCUACAGACGAUAUAAGGGAGGCAAUUAGGAGGUUUGGGGCUGCUUUACGGAGGGUGUUUCAUUUGCAAAGCCAGGAUUCUUGUAGCGCCGUAAAGUCUGUUAGCAAUUAG
Molecule: messenger RNA, 1518 nt
Organism: Aspergillus ruber CBS 135680
Lineage: Eukaryota; Fungi; Ascomycota; Eurotiomycetes; Eurotiales; Aspergillaceae
Product: aminotransferase-like domain-containing protein
Exons: 6
Coding region: 1-1518 (505 amino acids)
Biological process (GO): aromatic amino acid catabolic process; L-tyrosine biosynthetic process
Molecular function (GO): pyridoxal phosphate binding; aromatic-amino-acid:2-oxoglutarate transaminase activity; L-2-aminoadipate:2-oxoglutarate transaminase activity
Source: RefSeq, a predicted model, not a curated record